Molecule: messenger RNA, 2883 nt
Organism: Corylus avellana
Lineage: Eukaryota; Viridiplantae; Streptophyta; Magnoliopsida; Fagales; Betulaceae
Source: RefSeq, a predicted model, not a curated record
AUGGUUAAACCCAUUGACAAGGCCAUUCAAUUUGCAGACAAAUUUCCUGGUACCAUCCUUGAUAAAAAUCAGCUUCAGAGGUUCCUAGGAUCUUUAAAUUAUGUUGCUGAAUUUUAUCAAAAUCUUAGAAAACAUUGUAAACCAUCGUAUGAUCAUCUUAAAAGCAACCCUCCACCUUGGACAGAUCUUCAUACUUCAAUUGUCCAAGAAGUCAAAAAAUAUGUCAAAACUUUGCCCUAUCUUGGCAUUCCUGACCUUGCCAUGACCAUCAUGAAACUUCCUGUCUUCUAUAAGCAGAGGGACCUCCUCUUCUAUCCUUCUUGGGCAUACUCUCUACCAACAUGGAUACUUAAGAUCCCAAUAACCUUCCUUGAAGUUGCCGUUUGGGUAGUCAUGACUUAUUAUGUCAUAGGAUUUGAUCCCAACAUUGAACGGUUUUUCAAACACUUUCUUUUACUCCUAUGUAUUAACCAGAUGGCAUCUGGACUGUUCCGAUUGAUGGGGGCAUUAGGGAGAAAUAUCAUUGUUGCGAACACAUUCGGGUCUUUCGCUUUACUUGCAGUUCUUGUUUUAGGUGGAUUUGUUUUAUCACGAGAUAAUAUACAGAAAUGGUGGGUGUGGGGUUACUGGAUCUCUCCAAUGAUGUAUGCACAGAACGCUAUAGCUGUCAAUGAAUUUCUUGGAAAAAGUUGGAGACAUGUUCCUUCUAAUUCAACAGAGCCAUUGGGAGUUUUAGUCCUGGAGUCUCGAGGGGUAUUCACAGGAGCACAUUGGUAUUGGAUUGGAGUUGGAGCAUUAAUUGGAUACAUUUUGCUUUUCAAUUUCCUAUUCACGUUGGCCCUCAAAUAUCUUGAUCCAUUUGGGAAGCCUCAGGCCGUAUUAUCCAAAGAGGCCUUGGCUGAGAAAGAAGCUAACAGAAGUGGUCCAAGUAGAGAGUUCAUUGAGUUACCAUCAAGAGAAAAGAGCUUUUCUGAUAGAGGGAACGAAAGUCGAAGAAGUGUAUCAUCCAGGACCUUGUCUGCAAGAGUGGGCAGCAUUAAUGACGCUAAACGCCGGGGCAUGGUUCUUCCUUUUGAACCCCUUUCUAUCACAUUUGAUGAAAUCAGAUAUGCUAUAGACAUGCCACAGGAAAUGAAAGCUCAGGGAGUUCCUGAGGAUCGGCUGGAACUCUUGAAGGGUGUGAGUGGUGCUUUUAGGCCAGGAGUCCUCACUGCUCUAAUGGGUGUGAGUGGUGCAGGCAAGACUACUCUAUUGGAUGUGUUGGCGGGAAGGAAAACUGGUGGAUAUAUUGAGGGAAGCAUCACUAUAUCUGGGUAUUCCAAAAGGCAAGAAACAUUUGCCCGCAUAUCAGGAUACUGCGAGCAAACUGACAUCCACUCUCCUCAUGUGACAGUCUAUGAGUCUUUGGUUUAUUCUGCAUGGCUUCGGUUACCACCUGAGGUUGACUUCGCAACCAGAAAGAUGUUCAUUGAGGAAGUUAUGGAGUUGGUGGAGCUGAACUCACUAAGAGAAGCCCUUGUUGGAUUGCCCGGCGUGAAUGGUCUAUCGACGGAGCAGCGCAAAAGGCUGACAAUCGCAGUUGAGCUUGUUGCCAACCCAUCUAUUAUAUUCAUGGAUGAACCGACCUCUGGUCUUGAUGCCAGGGCAGCAGCAAUAGUGAUGAGAACAGUGAGGAACACAGUAGACACAGGUAGAACUGUGGUGUGCACCAUCCACCAGCCCAGCAUUGAUAUAUUUGAUGCUUUUGAUGAGUUAUUUCUCUUGAAACGGGGUGGUGAAGAGAUAUAUGUAGGUCCAUUAGGCCGCCAUUCUUCCCAUUUGAUCAACUACUUUGAGGGAAUUGAUGGAGUUCCUAAGAUUAAGGAUAAAUACAAUCCUGCUACUUGGAUGUUGGAGUUUACUUCAGCAGCACAAGAAGUAGCUCUUGGGGUGAACUUUACUGACAUAUACAAGAACUCAGAAAUUUACAGGAGAAACAAGGCCUUGAUCGAGGAAUUAAGUACACCUCCGCUAGGUUCAAAUGACUUGUACUUCCCUACACAAUACUCACAGCCUUUCUUUACCCAAUGUAUGGCUUGCCUAUGGAAACAACAUUUGUCAUAUUGGCGGAACCCACCAUACACUGCAGUCAGACUCCUAUUCACAACUUUCACAGCUUUAAUGUUUGGGACAAUAUUCUGGGAUAUUGGCUCCAAAAGGCGAAACCGACAAGAUCUUUUUAAUGCAAUGGGCUCCAUGUAUGCCGCCGUGCUCUUCCUUGGGGUACAAAAUGCCUCAUCGGUGCAGCCAGUUGUGGCCAUUGAGAGAACAGUCUUUUACAGAGAAAGAGCAGCUGGAAUGUAUUCUGCUUUGCCAUAUGCCUUUGGACAGGUUGUUAUUGAGCUUCCUUACAUUUUUGUUCAGACCCUAAUCUAUGGGUUCAUAGUGUAUGCCAUGAUUGGGUUUGAUUGGACAGUGAGCAAAUUCUUUUGGUAUAUCUUCUUCAUGUACUUCACCCUAUUAUACUUCACUUUCUAUGGCAUGAUGGCUGUGGCUGUUACUCCAAACCACAACAUUGCUGCUAUAGUUUCCUCAGCCUUUUAUGGAAUCUGGAAUCUUUUCUCAGGAUUUGUCAUUCCCAGAACAAGGAUGCCAAUUUGGUGGAGAUGGUACUAUUGGGCUUGUCCUGUCUCUUGGACCUUGUAUGGAAUGAUUGCUUCACAAUUUGGAGACAUUGAUGACAAAUUUGAUUCUGGUGAGACUGUGGAAGAUUUUUUGAUGAGUUAUUUUGGGUAUAGAAAUGACUUUGUGGGUGUUGUUGCAAUUGUGAUAGUUGGAAUUUCAGUGUUCUUUGGAUUCACCUUUGCCUAUUCAAUCAAGGCAUUUAACUUCCAAAAAAGAUGA